AUGAAACAAGCGUUGUCAGUGCCAGUGUUAAUCGUUCAUGACUCACUCUACUGUGCCUUGUUGGUCGCAUUGCUUCGUCGCCAGCGCAAUGGGAAUCUCGAAACUCGCAGUGAUGUCGGGGCCGGUUCUCUUCCUUUGACGCCGGCUGGAAAGUCAUCUAAGCGUAACAAAGCGCGAUUUGAUAAAUUCCGCUGUCACUACCAUCGAGGAGCACCUGUGAGUGCCGUUGGUUUACUCGAGAUCGAACUCAAGGCUGAUUAUGUGAUGGGGUUACAGCAGCGUGUUGUGUCACACCUGAUGCUAGAUGAGUUUUGGAUCGACGUGGACGAACAUGCAAAUUCGUCUCGCCGUCUUGCUGCUGCUAUCAAGGAGAAGCAGUGA
Molecule: messenger RNA, 381 nt
Organism: Angiostrongylus costaricensis
Lineage: Eukaryota; Metazoa; Nematoda; Chromadorea; Rhabditida; Metastrongylidae
Source: the annotation of a GenBank genome assembly